Messenger RNA from Bombyx mandarina (wild silkworm), 1883 nucleotides. Its product is annotated as regulation of nuclear pre-mRNA domain-containing protein 1B. Gene Ontology annotation, biological process: mRNA 3'-end processing. NCBI's taxonomy places the organism in Eukaryota, Metazoa, Arthropoda, Insecta, Lepidoptera, Bombycidae. The record is from RefSeq and is a predicted model, not a curated record. Gene Ontology annotation, molecular function: RNA polymerase II complex binding.
UAAACGGCUAUACCUAAGUGCUAUUUGUGAUUCUUGGUUAUUAUUUUGAUUUUAAUAAAGACUGACUGAUAAACUAUGGCUGGAUUUACUGAAAAUGCAUUGGUGCGGAAACUUCAAGAUUUAAAUUCUAGUCAACAAAGUAUUCAAACAUUAUCUUUGUGGUUAAUUCAUCAUAGAAAACACCACGCUGCCGUUGUUAAAACUUGGCUAAAAGAAUUACUUAAAGCCAAAGACAGUAAACAACUCACAUUCAUGUAUCUUGCUAAUGAUGUAAUACAAAACAGUAAGAAAAAGGGACCUGAAUAUGGAAAGGAGUUUGGGGAAGUUCUUGUAGAAUCAUUUCAACAUAUGGCCAAAACUGGAAUGGAAUCUAAAACAAAGCAUUCCUUGCAUAGAAUAUUGAAGAUAUGGGAAGAAAGAGGUGUAUAUGAUGCAGAAAAAAUUAAGGACUUUAAAGAUGCUAUUGCCGGCAUCGAAGCACCCGUCACUCCGAGCAAAGUUAGCAAACGUAAAUCGACUGAUACAGAAGUUAAGGAGUCUACCAAAAAACAUAAAAUAGAAUCUAGAUCUAAGACUGAACGAAGAAGAAGCGAGACAAAAGUUGAAGUUGACGGGCAAAUAGAAACUCAUACGACGUUGAGUCCCAAAACACCUCCUGGAGACCCACCAGAGCCUGAAGAGUUGAUUAAGGCUCUUUUAGAAUUAGAAUCAAGUGCAUCCAGUGAUGAAGCUGUCAGAGAACGUAUUGCAUCUCUGCCUCCUGAGGUCUCUGAAGUUCAGUUAUUAUCUAAAUUAGAAGAUAAAGAAUCUGCCCUGAGCCUAAGUGCAGUAGUGAAUUCAGCAGUAGAAUUACUAGCUGAGUAUAACUUGAGGCUAACUGAAGAAUUGGAGAAGAGAAGGAAAGUGGCUGGAAUGUUAAGGGACUUUGCACAAGCACAACGGGACCUUGCUAAACAGGCAGAAACUAGAUUAGAGGAAUACAAUGUGAAACUCCAAAAAAUAUAUGCAGUCAAAGCCGAAGUGAAGCAUCAUAUUGAGAACCUCCCUGACGUCUCUCGCUUACCGGACGUAACCGGAGGCCUCGCGCCCCUUCCCUCCGCCGGCGACCUGUUCAGUGUCUGAGAAAUAUUGGAUUUUAAUACACCGUGAUUAAAAAAAAAACAUUUGACAGUUCCGAUUAAUGUCAACUGUUAUGGCAAACGGUUAUGUACACACAUGCACCUACCACAACAGUAUUAUGGGCAGUACGUGUACAAAAUUAGCUUAAAGCGUACGUAGAAUCGUAGCUGAAUACGCAUGGCGUAAAUAUUAAACGUAUAAUUAUAUUAUUUUCAAUGGGAUUGCAAUAUGUUAAAAUAGGAAUAAUAUACCAGACGUGACUUUUGAUGGUAACUCAGUACAACAUGUUUAGUAUUCUGACAUUAAAUUUAAACACAACUCAUGCUUACUUAAAUUGUCUUUGCUUUUUGUGGGUAAAAAUCAAUAGAAUGAAUAUGGAAGUGGUUUUUACACAAAAUCACAACCAAGCAAUAUAUUUCAUUUAUGUUGUGUGAGAACAGUAUACUAUAAAUUUAGUAGUUUUGAAGUUUUAGAAAAAAAAUACAUGGAGUUCUGAUUUAUCGUUUGCGGGUCCUCGAUAAAUAUGGAGUGGUGUCUAUUUAAAGCAAAUAGCUUUGAAAUACUAUUAUAUUUUUGUUCCCUAAUAGAUUUUCCCUAUGUUCAAAAGAGACCCAUACAGUACGAAGCUCUGUGGUCGUGAGUGACGAACGAAAAAAUAUGAAUGUUAAAUAAAAUUGUUUAAAAUACUAAUUUGUUUCAAUCAUCGCCUCGCAAAAAUCACGGUGUAUUUAAAUUAUUUUUAAUUACUUCAAUAAUCAUAAUUA